Messenger RNA from Heterocephalus glaber (naked mole-rat), 10829 nucleotides. NCBI's taxonomy places the organism in Eukaryota, Metazoa, Chordata, Mammalia, Rodentia, Bathyergidae. The record is from RefSeq and is a predicted model, not a curated record.
UCCUGAGAGGCCAACUGGACCUGGCCUGGAGUUAGGGUUGGAGGACAGGAGUGGAGGCUACUUCCUCCAGUGGUGGCAGCCAGAAGUUGGAGGAAAGGAGGGGGAUCCACCCCUUCUCACCUCAGAGUGACAGCCAUUUCACCUCAGGAGGCUUACUUCUCCAAGGUUGGCCUACUUCCUGCCAACUGUGUGUGGAAGCCAGAGUGAUUCACCACCCCACCUAUUUAAGCCUCCCCCUUGCAUCUGGCCCAGAGAACAGCCCAUCUUCACCACCCGGGCGCAUGUCUUCCAGAUUGAUCCCAGCACCAAGAAGAACUGGGUGCCUGCGAGCAAGCAGGCAGUCACCGUUUCCUACUUCUAUGAUGUCACAAGGAACAGCUACCGGAUCAUCAGUGUGGACGGAGCCAAGGUGAUCAUAAACAGCACAAUCACACCGAAUAUGACCUUCACCAAAACGUCACAGAAGUUUGGGCAGUGGGCUGACAGCAGAGCCAACACAGUGUUUGGUCUGGGCUUUUCCUCUGAGCAGCAGCUGACAAAGUUUGCAGAGAAAUUUCAGGAGGUAAAAGAAGCUGCCAAACUUGCCAGAGAAAAGUCCCAGGAGAAAAUUGAGACUUCAAGUAAUCAUUCCCAAGAAUCUGGGUGUGAAACCCCAUCUUCUACUCAGGCAUCCAGUGUCAAUGGGACGGACGAUGAAAAGGCCUCUCAUGCAGGUCCAGCUGACACGCACCUCAAGUCCGAGAACGACAAGCUGAAGAUUGCUCUGACGCAGAGUGCUGCCAAUGUGAAGAAAUGGGAAAUCGAGCUGCAGACCCUGCGGGAGAGCAAUGCCAGGCUGACCACAGCGCUACAGGAGUCGGCAGCCAGCGUGGAACAGUGGAAGAAGCAGUUCUCCAUCUGCAGGGAUGAGAAUGACAGGCUCCGCCACAAGAUUGACGAGCUAGAAGAACAGUGCAGUGAGAUAAACAGGGAGAAGGAGAAGAAUUCACAGCUGAAAAGGAGAAUUGAAGAGCUAGAGUCAGAACUCCGAGAGAAGGAGACGGAGUUGACAGAUCUCCGAAAACAAAGUGAAAUCAUACCUCAGCUCAUGUCAGAGUGUGAAUAUGUCUCUGAGAAGUUAGAGGCAGCCGAGAGAGACAAUCAGAACUUGGAAGACAAAGUGCAGUCUCUAAAGACAGACAUUGAGGAGAGUAAAUACCGACAGCGCCACCUGAAGGUGGAGCUGAAGAGCUUCCUGGAAGUGCUGGAUGGAAAGAUCGAUGACCUCCAUGACUUCCGCCGAGGCCUGUCCAAGCUGGGCACGGACAACUAGGGCAGCAGAGACCAGCCUGCUGUGAGUCCCAUGUGUGUGCGAGUCGAAAUAGGACUAGAGCGCGGCCCUCUUUGCAUUGCUUCUGUAAAUGCUGGUGCGGUGUGUCGUGUUUCCAGACCAGGUGUGCCGUCCACUCAUUCCUCUCCAGGAUAGAAAUCUCCUCUCGCUUCUCUGGCCUUUGAGGUUGUGGACAACUGGAAGAUUCUGACUCAGGAAUCCAGAACUAGGUCUACCUUAAACGUUUACGCAGUCAGGGCAGGGAUGUUUAUACCUUUCUUAAGGGCUGUUGCAACCCUCUAAUGGAAAAACAAACAUCUUUUCUAACCCAAAUAUCCUUUAAUGACAGGCUGUUUUGCUCCUUUUAUUGAAUAGCACUCAGAGUAUGUAAUUGACGACCAGGUUCCAGUCCUUGGGGGCAUGGAGGGUGCAACUUCUCUCUCAGUCAGCAUUGAGAUGCUUUAAAGCAAGCAUGUAGUGAAAACCUGUCCAGAGAAAGAAAGCACAUUUCUGGUGGGUGUGCCUUUUGGCAUGGGAGAUGCUUGCAUCCGCCACACUCCACUCUCCUUUGUUAUGUUGGGUUGCGACAAUGCUCCUUUUUGAAUGUCUGAGCAGAUGCUCAUGUUAUGGGAAUAAAGUGCAGUGAGGAUGCCUAGUUCAGUGCCUGGCACAAAGUAGGUGCUCAAUAAAUAUUUGUUGAAUUAAAUGUCUAAACAAAACUUAGUGUUUUAAACCCCACAGCAGAGUUCAAACCCUGUUGAAUGAUACACUCUUUGUUGUGCUGGGUAGUUAUCAGAAGAAAGGCACCUAGCUGCCCAAAUCCACGGGUGGCUCAGGUGUAGCAGACAAGUCAGAGGGUGGUCUGAGGCCCCACAAGAUCCUGUGAAGGGUUUGGAGAGCCAAGAAAGAAAUUAUACGGGCCCGUGAGGGUGAGGAGAACCUCAAUAACAGAGAAGCUCUGCCCAGGUCUGCCUCUUGCCUUAGCAGGAACUGACUAGAACCAUAAACCUGUCCUUUCAUACAGAGCCGCUCAUGGGCCAGUGGGCCUUUGGGUGCCACAGCAUUCACUGGGAGACAUCACCUGUCACAGCUGGAGGUUUGAGUCCCUGGCCUCACACAUUUCUAAAUGCCCUGAGCACAGGGGGGCUCUGCUGCCCUCUUACCUCUCUGAGAACCACCUAAGAGAACUUUUCCCUUGAGAAACAGUUUCUCAUGGGGUUAGAAAUUCUUCCUGCUGAAACUAGAUCAUUGAGAAAACAGCCUGCGGAGGAGACUGUCCAGACCCCAAGGUGAGUGUCUGAGUCCUCAGCUCUCUUUCCCCAGCCGAGUCUUCUUUGAGCAGGGAGGUCUUGCUUGGGAUAGAAAAGGAGGGCAGGCUGGUGAUCUGGAGCACCAGGGUACUUUAGGGGAGACCCUGCAGGCUGCAUGGGGCCUUGAGUACACAGGACUCUUAGACAGGAAAUGGGAAGUGUGGUCAACCCUGCUAUUAUUCAGACCAGGGGGCUGCCUGCCCUGCCCUUUCCCCUGAGCUCCAGGUUGCUCUCAGGAGAGUAGUCCCAGCUCCCUACUGGCAGUUCCUGGAGACCUGAGAGCUGGACCGGCCACAAGUUGUUCCUAUGGUCUAGAAGCAGAGUAAAGGGGAUUCUUCUCAGCUUGGCCUGAGCCUGUCACUGCCCUGGAGCAGUGGACACUGGGAUCAAAACACCCUCAGCUUGGGCCUUCAGAUGACCCAAGUUCUGCCUACAGCAGACUUGCUAAUCUAAAGAAACCCUCUUGGCUGACUAGAGUGUGCUCAGGUGACAUACUCAUAGGAGGAUAAUUGCUAAAGCCAUUUGUACAUUCUCAUAGCAGUGACUUUAGAAAAUGCUGGACGUAGAAGUGUAGAGUGCUGCAAGUCGUUACCAUGGUGUACUUCUGGGGCCUGAGACCCAGGAUCCUGUUCACCACUGAAGAGUGUGCCAAGCAGCUUGUAGCCAGUGGUGAGGGCCUUAGAUUCCUCAUACUGCUGGGGCUGUCUAGCCUCAGACUCUUACAGCCCAGGAGCUGAGGCAGGGGGCCUUUUAAAGGGAGGAUUGGAUCCCUCAGUGAAAGCACAAAACUUGACAGAAGCAUUGAACUUUCCAGGCCUUCUGCUUUCAUUUAAAGACUAUAAUGUUUCUUCAUUUAGCUUCUUUUAAACUGAGAAUGGCCCAGGAACAACCAGAAUAGUCAGCCACGGGACUAGUCUGGCCAACAGCCUCUGGCACCAUGGAGGGGAAACUCUGCGAUGACAGUGGCUCAUUGCAUCUGUCCCAGGUUUCUUGUAACAUGGCCUUGUGGGUCCUGAUGACCACUGCAGUCUCAGGACUUACGUGUGGCCUUAUGCCAUGUGCAGGCCGGGUGUCCCCCUUUCCCUCAUAGCCAUAGCAGCCACAUUGGGCUGCCUGGAAGAUGUUGAGCCAGGAGUAUAUUGUCAGCUUCCGGAUGAGGCCUCCUUGAUUUUACACCCAUCACCAAGAUUGGCUGUAUGUACCUGGAUUAGCUUUUGUUCUCCAUCUAUGAAACCUGGGGCCUAAAAGAGGCCAAGUAAAACUCAGACCCCUUAACCAUGGUGAUCUUUAAAGAUAACUUUAUUCCAAGAUGAGACUCAGCUGGAUGCAUUUCUCAUUCUCAGGUGGGAAGGAGAGAGGAUGUCUUCCAGAUGCCCUGGGGAUGUAAAACUGCUUAGGGUGACAGGUUGGGAGAGAGUGGUCAGACCUUGGGUGAAAGAACCCAGAGUCCACGUGGGCCGUCUGACUGGCAUGCUUCAUCAGCCCCACACAUCAUCACUUGAGACCUUCAUAGAGGGAGAGAACUUGGCAGAAAUCAUUACCUGCAUUCUGCAGAUAGGAAGCAGAGACAGAGAAAGUGACAUGCCCAAGUACCUGGCGUGACCAACAGUGUGGGCUCUGCAUCCUGUCUCCUGGACCUCGGCCUGGUAUUUUUCUAUGAGCAUAUCCCUGUUCUCUCUUCAGCAGUCCCUGGGUACCAGGAGAAAAAAACAUCCUCUUGAAUCUAAUAAGAGCACAUUGCAAUUAUAUUAUUUUAAUGUGUAUCCACAACAAAGGACAGCUUACAAAGGAGCAAAUCAGAAUUAUGUUUAUGUUCAUUACAAACAAUAAGUUCCAUCUGGACUGAUUCUUGAUUUUUAGGGACCUGUCCAAGAAAGUGUUGGUGACUGAUGUCCAGGCUUGAGAGGCCAGUUCGGUGGCACACAGGCUCACUUUGAGUUCUUUGUUGAUAGCUUUAAUGGAAACAGAGUAAUCAGAUUAGAACAGGUGAUCAGCCCUGGGACUAUAUAAGCAACCUCUGCAGGGGAAGGAGGCAGUGCUAGACAGGGAGCAGGCUUGCAGGGUCUUAGAGCAGGUCGUAUGUGCCCAGAAAGACUGUCCACAAGGGCAGCUGGUCUCCAGCCUGCAGGUUCCUCAAGCGCAGCCAUCACAAAAGGAGUUGGGAAGUGCCUGGCUGGCACAUUGUGUUUGUCACGAUACGUCAGAUAAAGGGUGUUGGGUGAAACAGUAUUCUGCCCUGAUGCAUCCCUAUCUGCCUGUUUUAAAGGGAUUCAUCUUCUACAGACAAGUCUGUAGAAACCAGGGAGACUGUGGAUGAGAGCCACCCACAGGGCCAUCUUGUCCUUGAAAACAGGGCAGCCAUGGUGUGACUUACUGUAAGCACUCAAAAGAGACUGCCAGGGCCGGGGAUUUAGCUCAGUGGUUUUGCUGCCUGCUGUGCAAGUGGAAGGACCCGAGUUCGAUCCCUGGUACCAAAAAAAAAAGACACUGCCCUUUGCUAAUAACUGAAAGUGGGUUGGUGCACCAUUCACCCUUCUAGAAGUUAUACUUCACUUACUCACUUGAAACAUCACUGGAUUUGGAAACACUUGAAAUAUAAACUAGAAGCUUGAAAAAUUAAUGUCCAUAUAUAGUUUUUAAUGACAUGCAUGGUUUAAAUGGACCCUAAUUUCUGAGUACUUGGCUUCCCUCAAAAACCACUAUAUAGGGGCCUGGGAUUUAGCUCAGUGGUUCUGGCGCCAGCCUCGCAAGCGCAAGGUCCCAAGUUCGAUCCCCGGUACCAAAAAAAACCAACCCACUAUAUAUUCUGGGGAUGGUGGAUGAUGGCAUGAAGAGGGAAUCCUGUGUAGAAAUUUAUGUUUUUUUAUGUCUUUUCCAUGCACCUAUCUCAAGAAUAGAGUUCUUCUUUAAACACGGCCUGGCAAGGUGACUGUGCUACAAAUUCUCAGCUGGCUGAAAUGUUCUGGUGAACUUAGGUCUCUGUGCGUAUGUGUGCGUGUGCUCAUGUGGGUGUGUGUGCUGGGGGAGGAAGGCGCAAAGGGCAGCAACAGAAGCAAUAAGGAAGUUUUCAGUGUAAAAAUGUAUACCUGAGAGGAGUCUUUCUUUGAAUCAUUUUGGGGUUGGUGUUCUGUGUUCUGGAAUCCAUGCAUGAAAAGUGUAUGGGUCUUUGCUGAGUGGAGUUGUACAGUGCCCGGCUAUCUUUCACAGUGCAGAACUGGCUGUAGGGAGCUCUCUGGCACCCCUGGCGUGAGCACAGACAAACCACAGUCCAAAUUCUUUACAUGUUGGCAGGCGAUUGGCAGGAUGGAUGCUAUGCAGCCGUGGAGAAUGUAUUGUGUUCCUGUCUUUUCCCUCUUGUACUACUUUGAAAAGAAAGUCCUUUCAAUCAGUUGUUAUAGCAGUGUCUUAUUAGAUAUGACAGGAAAGAAAACAUUUCUUACAUUAAAUGUAAGAAUAUAAUGAUGAGUACAGGGUAGAUAAGUGGACUCUCCCAAGAAUAACAUUUUUUUCCUUCAAAUGCUUUUUUUGAGAUAUGAAUAAGAUAUACAUUUUUUAAGAAACUAAAGAUAAGUGAAAAGAAAAAAAUCACCUAUUAUUACCCAUCUGAUGGUAACCACUGUUAACAUUUGGUGUAUGUUCAGACUUUUUCCUAUGCAUCUAUAUGUGCUUCAUUACUUUUUCCAUGAAAUAUAAUCAGAUUAUACAUACUAUUCUAUAACUUGCUUUUCCCCCUUUUGACACUAUAUUGUGAAUAUAUUUCUAUAUCAAUAUGUAAUUAUAUCCUUUUUAAUAUCUGUGUAGGUUGGAUCUUGGAUACGUAGGCUGUUUUCAAUUUUUUAGUGUUGGAGUCAAAGAUAUGAUGAAACUCUUCUGACAUCUUUUUAAACUUUUCAGAAUAUUUACUUAGGAUAAUUUUCUAAGAGGUAACUUGCUGGCUCAAUCAUGUGCUUGUUUCUAUCUAUGGCCCCAUUCCUUCUUGGGCACAUAGGAGACUCUACCCUUUGAUGUCCCUGUAGUCAUUCAGGUUCUUGUGACUACUUCCAGCCAAUGAAAUGUGGGCAGAGACUAAAAUGUCCAUGCGCAGAGCCCCAGUGUCUGUACCCUGCACUCAGCAAUGUGAUUUCCUGGAGCCUCCAUCAGCCUGGGCCCCUAAGUGAGGGACUCUGUGGAGCAGAUGCUCCCUUCUCUUCUCCCCCACCACCAACCUGCAUGGACCUGUAGUGAUAAUAAAGAGUAUAAACCUUAAUGGUACACCACUGGGACUUCAGGGUUAAUUUGUUACUGCAGCAUAACACCCUUUUCUGACUAAUGAUAAAAAGGUAGGCACAUUUUUAGGAAUUUUAUUAUACAGGGUAUGAUCACACAAUACUAAUACUGUAAAUGUUUACAGUAGAAGACACAUUACCAUUAAACACCCUCAAAAUAUUCCCCUUCACUUUAAAUACACUUACCCAAUCAUUCUUGCUGCUUUCUGAAGCAGUUCUGAAGUCCUCUUUCAUGAGUGUCUUUAGUUGCACUGUCAUGGCUGCCUCAAUAUUCUGAACUGAUUCAAAAUGUUUACCUUUCAUGCUCAUUUUGACUUUAGGGAAGAGCCACAGACUCACAGUACCAGAUCCAGUGAGUAAGGUGUAUGAAGACACACUAUAAUGUUUUUUACGAGCCUACCUUUCCGUUGAAUAGCAUUCAGCAGUAGCAGUCACCAUAUUUUUUGUCACACCUAGUAAAGACACUCAUGAAAGAGGACUUCCAGAACUGCUUCAGAAAGGAGAAAGAACAAUGAGAUAAGUGUGUUUGAAGUGUGGUAUGUGUUUUAAGGAGGCUUUUUAAAUUUUUAAUUGUAUUCGUACGUUUGCAGUUCAUGCAGUUUGAGGAGGCUUAAUGGCAACGUGCCUUUUUCUAUAAUAAUGUUUUACUUGAACAUUCACUGUAUAUUGUGAUCAUCCCUCAUGUAUUGCCUCAAAUUGCCUUUCAGAAAGAUGUCUCCCAAAUAUGUGCCCACCCCUAGCAGUGUGUGAGAAUGUCCAACUCCUUCUUUAACACUGUUACUAAGGUCUAGAGGUAUAAAAAAAUUAAAUUUUUGAUUAAAAUAGUGACCAUCAUUAGAAAAAUGUAUUUAUUGAAUUAUAUAUUUUUGUAGUUUACCUAUAUUCAUGUAGUCUGGCCAGUUUUCUUAGGAGUCUAGAGUCUUCAUUGAUUUCUAAGAGGCUUUUAAAAAUAAAUAUUGUAAAAAAUUUUAAGUUGUAUUAUAGCUUUUAAAAAAAUAAACAGUCAAAUCUUUUUCUUUCAGUUAUCUUUGCUGUCAUUCUUAUGAAAAGUCUUUUCAUUUCUAAUUCCAAGAUUGUAAAUAUUCAUCAAUAUUUUAUUCUUGUCCAUUUAUUUUUCUUUUUUAAACAGUUAAAUCUGAUUGAUUGGAAUUUAUUUUCUAAAUUGCCCCAGCACUAUUGAUCAGGAUAUCUAUCCCUUCCCGACCACUUUCCCUACUCCUGUAUGGCUUCAGUCCAUGGGCAUCUUGGAUGCACACAUGCUCCCCAGUGCCUCUGAGCUUUACCCUGAGCCACCAUCUGCCUGGACAGUCCAGCACUGGGAGCACCUGCUUGAUCAUCAUAAUGCUAGACCAAGUGUCCCAUUAAACCUUGUCAGAAAUGUACAAGUACAUUUGCAUAUUAAUAUAUCUGAAAGAAAUUUAGGGUCAUUUUGUAAUGUUUAGAAGAAUUGGAAAUUAGCUUAUGUAAAAUGGAUAUAGUACUACAGAAUUAUAAUAUGUUCUCUUUCAGUUCAAUAAAUUUAUAAUGUUUAGUUUUAUGUCCUUUGGUCUAUCUUUUCUAAUAAUGGCAAUUUUUAUUGUUGUGGUUACUAUUGUAAAUGAGCUCUUUUGUCCGUUGUUUUUCAACACCUUGUUGUUAGUGUAUAGAUAUCCCACUACUCUUUAAUGAAAAUUAAAUUGAUUGGUUUUCUACCUUGACAUUAAAGUUAUGUAAACUUAAACAUGAGAAUACAUAAUGUAGAAAAUCAAAGUCCUAUAGAAUUAAAAAUCCCUCUGCCAUAAGAUAAUCAAUAAUUAUGCAUAGUUCUCAGUUUUUUCCCAAAAUAUGUUUUAUCAUUUUAUAAGUGUGAUACAACCCUUCUGCCAUCUGUCUUUUCCCUUGGCAGUAGAUCUCGGGCCUCUUUCUAUGUCAGUAAACAUCAGUCUACCUCAUUCUUACCUCUGCAUUAAGAAAGUAAUGUGUGGCUGGUUUAUUUAACUUGGCAAUUGGUUAUUUUGACACUAGCCAGUUACUAAAUUCUUUCCAUUUUGAUAGUUUUGUUAAUUCCUCUGGCCUUUUUCAAGUAGGUAAUAGUUCUAGAUACGGGUGAAAAUUUUAUCUUCGUAUUUUUUUUUUGGUACCAGGGAUCGAACUCAGGACCUUGCGCUUUCAAGGCAGGCGGCGGAACCACUGAGCUAAAUCCUUGGCUCUUACUUUGUAUUUUUAAUAAUCUUAUUUUACUUUCUUGUCUCAUCACACUGACCAGCACUUUUAGGACAAUCCUACAUAAUGAAUAUAUAACUGUGCUGGUAUUGUACAUUUCUUUAUAGAUUUCUUCCCUUAGCAAGUGUUUCUCCAAAAAUAUAACUUUGACUUUUAAUGUAAAAUAUUCUUGAUAUUUGAAUUUAUAUAUUAAAUUAUACCCUUCUAUUUCUAGUCUAAAAAUUUUAUCAGUAAUAGAUGUUGGGAUUUUAGUAAAUGACCUUUUUCUGAUCUGUCAGAUGAUCAAAUAGUUCUUCUCUAUUACGACUCAAGAUGAAUCAUUUUAAUAUAUUUGCUAACGUUAAGCCCUGUUUGCAUUCCUAUAAAAAUCUGAUAUAGUCAGACUCUGUUGUUCUUUUAAUAUACACCCCCUUUCAAUGUUAACAGUGGUUAUUAUGGCUUAUAGGUGAUUUUUAUUUUGUGUUUCUUACCUGUGUUUUCUGAUUUUUCUAUGAAAAUUAGGUAUUGCUUAUAUAAUAAAAAUGAGCUUUACAAUGAGAAAACAUUCUUUUGGCUUUGGUUUACUCACUUUAUUUUGGAAAUUUCCUAUCUUAAUAAGAUGAAUAGUUGUGAUUUUUUUCUUUGACAAAUAUUUUUGUUAACUUCUUUUAAAAAAAGGCAUUUGGGAAGCUCUUUUUCUAUGCCCUGAAAUAGUUUAAAUAAUAUUUAAAAGUUUUUGCUCUUUAAAGUUUUUAUAACAUGCAUAGAACUGUCUUAAGUGUAGUGCCUUGUUAGAAAAUAAUUCCUUGAUAGUUUCUUUAAAUUUUUUCUGUGCUCAUUGGUCAGACUUUCUUCCUGUUCUAUAAUUUUGACAGUUUAAUUUCCUAAAGAAUGUUUCCAUUAAGAUUUUCAAAUGUGUUGGCAUUGUUAUUUUUUUCUUACUGAUAAAGUUGUACAUCUAUGCUUUCUCUUUUGUUCUAUUUAGUUUUUCCAGAAAUUUUAUUAGUUUUUACAAAGAAUCAACUCUGGGACUUAUACCUUAAUAUUGUUUUACCAUUUUAUGAUUUUUUAAAUUUGUCUUUGCUCUUUUCAGUUUUUUCCUUUAUUUUUCCACCUUCUCAAGUUGAAUGCCAUUUUAACUUUUUCUUGCUUACUAAGACAAUUACUAGCACUCUAAGGCUGAAUAGUCCAUAUCACUAAAUUUUUGUGCAUGGUAUAAUUUAUAAUUUCAGAAUUGACUUUAUUUUUUACAAGUUAUUUGAAAUUAUACUUUCAGAUUUCAAAAUAGCUUGAUAUUUGUUGUUGUUGUUAACACAUGGUACAAACUUCUAGUUUUACUGCCUUGUCAAAGAGGGUAUGGCCGGUACAAUUUGUGCACUUUGGACUUUAUUGAUAUUUUCUUAAAACCUAAUAAAUUUUUAGUUUUAAUAAAUAUCUCCAGGAAAAUGGAGAAUGUAUAUUCUCUGAAGGGAACAAAAUUCAAUCUUUAUGUAUUGCUUUGACCUCAUUAAGUACAAAGCUAUGAACUUUUAAUUUUUACUUACUUGAUUCAUUAGCGACUAAGAAAGGUAUGUAUUUCUGUAUUUCUGCCUGUUUCUCUUGUGUAUCUACAAUUUUUUCUUUAUAUGUCUCUGUUUGAUGUUAUUUGGAAAAUGAUCUUUUUACAUUUAAGGGAAAAUUUAUUUUCCUUUAAAGACUUGUAUACCCUUUAUCUGAUUUUGUUGUAAUAGAGCUGUCUAUAUAGAAAUACAUAGUUCAGUAAAA